AUGUCUAGCUUAGAAGAAGAGGAAGAGGGUCGUGCUUGUGUGACAAAUGGCUUCUACGGGUGUUACCUUCUAGUAUCAGUGGGCUCGCGAUGUAAAGGAAAGACCUACAUUGGAUUUACCGUCAACUCAAAUAGGCGUAUUUUGCAACACAACGCUGGUCCUCAACGCGGAGGAGCCAAGUCAACGUCAGGAAAGGGUCCUUGGUAAUUUCUGUGGUAAAUCUUAUUUACAAGGAUUAUGGCAUUGAUUGUUCAUGGCUUUCCGAGCGACAUAUCUGCCCUUCAGGUAACUUAUAAGUUAAAUAUAUAUAUUUAACCUUAUAAUUUUUUAUAGUUUGA
Messenger RNA from Spirometra erinaceieuropaei, 338 nucleotides. The record is from the annotation of a GenBank genome assembly. NCBI's taxonomy places the organism in Eukaryota, Metazoa, Platyhelminthes, Cestoda, Diphyllobothriidea, Diphyllobothriidae.